AGUGACGUCUCGCGCGCCUCGAAGAAAGAAGCCAACCGACCUUUUUUCCUUGACCAUUUUCGACAUUGCCGCUGCAAGAACAUUUAACGGGUCGCCUGUUUCCACAGUCGCAGCGUCUGCCACACCGCAGGAUCAGAAAAAAAAAGAGGGAAGAAAAACAUUGGGGAGCCUUAAUCCUUUCUUCCUUCUUCUUCUCUCGCGCUCUCUCUCUGUGGAAAGAAAGUCCUCGCAAAUUCCCGCGCUGCAUGACUCGACUUGGCUUCGUCUCCGAUCCGUACGACGCAUUAUACUACAGACACGACGCAUUUGUCGGGCCGACUGACGACUCACGAACACGUAGUAGUAGCUUCAACCUCCAUCUUCCCUGCCGCUUAACGCUUGCGGAGAUAUCUCGUGUUUCCCGUCCAGCAUACCACGACCACGACCACAACCACAACCACAACCACAACCGCAACCACAGCCUCUAGCUCCAGAAGUGUUUCCACGGCUUCGACAGUCGUUGGACUAACAUCAUCUCCCGCCAUGGUUGCUUCCGAGCUGUCGCAGGCGGCGCGCGCUGAGAAGGCCGACCCCCAGUCGUCGCAGCGGGCAGCCCAGCAUAAUGAACAAGUGCCGGCACCGCCUUUGGUGAACCGUGUCGGCCAGAGCAAGAGCCCCUACGUGCGGAGCCACGCCGAGGGCCGCGUCGCCUGGCAGCUGCUCGACGACGAGGCCAUCGAGAGGGCCAGAAAGGAGAACAAGCUGAUCUUCCUGCACAUCGGCUUCAAAGCCUGCCACUAUUCGCGACUUACAUCCACCGAGUGCUUCACACACCGAGAAUGCGCCACCAUUCUGAACGAGUCGUUCAUCCCCGUCAUCGUCGACCGCGAGGAGCGUCCGGAGCUCGACACCAUCUACAUGAACUACGUGCAGGCCGUCAGCGGAUCCGGCGGCUGGCCCUUGAACCUCUUCCUGACCCCCGACCUCGAACCCGUCUUCGGCGGCACAUACUACCCGGCCCCGGGCCCGAACAGCGGCGGCUCUGACGACGAGGAGCGUCUGGACUUCUUGGCCAUUCUGCGCAAGCUGCAGAAGGUCUGGAGGGAGCAGGAGGGCCGGUGCAGGCAGGAGGCUAGGGAGGUUGUGGUUAAGCUCCACGACUUCGCAGCCGAGGGCACUCUCGGGACCGCCACGGUCCAGCCAGGCGUCGCUGGCUCCCAGAUCUCGGCAAUUGGCAGAUCCGAGACGGGGCUAGAGCUUCCCGGGACCGGCAGGACGGCUGCUGCGGUGUCGAGCGAGCUCGACCUGGACCAGCUGGAGGAGGCCUACACGCACAUCGCCGGGACCUUCGACCCCGUCUACGGCGGAUUCGGCCUGGCUCCCAAGUUCCCGACCCCGCCGAAGCUGUCUUUCCUCCUGCGGCUGCCACGCUAUCUCGCGCCGGUCCAAGAUGUGGUGGGCGAGACGGAAUGCGCGCACGCCACCGAGAUGGCGCUCUUCACACUGCGCAAGAUCCGGGACAGCAGCUUGCGCGACCAUGUUGGAGGCUGCGGAUUCGCGCGAUACUCCGUCACGGCGGACUGGAGCGUCCCUCGCUUCGAGAAGCUCGUCGCACAGAACGCGCUGCUCCUGGGUCUCUACCUGGACGCAUGGCUGAUUGCUACCGGCGGCGAGAAGGACGCAGAGUUCUUCGACGUCGUGGUGGAGCUGGUCGACUACCUCACCAGUGCCCCGAUCAGCCUACCCGAGGGCGGUUACGUCUCGAGCGAGGCCGCGGACUCGUACUACCGGCGCGGCGACAGGCACAUGCGAGAGGGCGCCUACAACCUGUGGACACGGAGGGAGUUCGACACGGUGAUCGGGGACGAUCAUGAGGCCGCGCUGGCUGCGUCAUACUGGAACGUUCUCGAGCACGGCAACGUCGAGCCCGACCAGGACCCCAAUGACGAGUUUAUGAACGAGAACAUCCUGCGCGUCGUGAAGGAUGUGUCGGAGAUUGGGCGGCAGGCCGGUAUCUCGGUGGACGAAGUUAAGCGAGUGGUGUCGUCAGCAAAGCAGAAGCUCAAGGCGCACAGGGAGAAGGAGCGUGUGCGGCCCGAGGUCGACACCAAGCUGAUCGUGGGACGCAAUGGCCUGGUGAUAUCAGCCCUCGCGAGAGCCGGGCUGGCCUUGGCAACCGUUGAUGCGACGAGGAGCCAGGCGGCCAUUGCGUCCGCGAGCAGGGCCGCCGAGUUCAUCAGGACCAACCUCUGGGAUGAGACGGACAGGAUCCUUUACAGGAUAUGGAACGACGGCCGCGGCGACACCAAGGGCCUGGCGGAAGACUACGCUUACCUCAUCGAGGGACUCAUUAGUCUCUACGAGGCGACCGCGGAUGAGAAAUGGAUAGGAUUCGCUGAUGAGCUCCAGAAGGCCCAAAUCGACAUCUUUUACGACAGCCCCUCGGCCGCCGAACCCGCCGCGUCCCGGUCUAACUGCGGCGCUUUUUACACGACGGCCGAGACGGCGCCGCACACCAUCCUCCGCCUCAAGGACGGCAUGGACACGGCGCUCCCCUCGACCAACGCCGUCUCCGUCUCGAACCUGUUCCGCCUCGGCGUCUUGCUCAGCGACGAGACGUACACGGCCGUCGCGCGCGAGUCCAUCAACGCCUUCGAGGCCGAGAUCCUGCAGUACCCCUGGCUGUUCCCGGGCCUGCUGUCGGGCGUGGUCACGGCCCGCCUGGGCGGCGUGACAUGGGUCAUCGUCCGCGACGGCGGUGGGGGCGACGACGCGCUGACGCAGAGGCUGCUGCGCAAGCUGAGCCUCGAGGCGAGGGGCGGACUGCGGAACGUUAUCCUUCUCAAGAGCGGCGGGGACGACAUGCUGGCGAGGCGAAGUCCCGUGCUGAGCGAGCUGGCGCGGACGCCCGGCACGUAUUGCCUCGAGAACGGCGUCUACCGCCCCAUCACGGAUGCGGAUGCGGCGUGAGCGGGGCCCGGUGUAGGAGCCGGGGCCGGGAGGGCCAAAAAAGCUAGGGGUUGUUUCCGUAGAGCUUUGAAUGCGAAAUGUUUUGUGUGGGCAGUUGGGUGGGAAAAGAGGGAAGGGGAGGCUUUUUUUCUUCCCUUUCUUACAAUUUUAUGGCGGGCGUAAGUACCCAAAUGCUUCGGAAAAAAAGACGCGAUUUUGUUAUAAAACGUUGGACCCCUCCGUCCCGUGACUUAACUUGAGUGGUUUCCAACCUACGAUCGGCCCUCACAGUCUUCUAAGUUUUGCAGACACCGCCUACGAUGUAUGCGUGUCUCGUUAGGGGCCACUUGACUCACUCAAAACGCUUCCCGAGCUGUGCCUCGCGAUUAUUCGUUUUGUGACUGUGGACUUCU
Messenger RNA from Colletotrichum destructivum, 3341 nucleotides. RefSeq names its product Putative spermatogenesis-associated protein. The record is from RefSeq and is a predicted model, not a curated record. Bases 523 to 2949 code for a protein of 808 amino acids. Gene Ontology annotation, biological process: carbohydrate metabolic process. The transcript is spliced from 3 exons. NCBI's taxonomy places the organism in Eukaryota, Fungi, Ascomycota, Sordariomycetes, Glomerellales, Glomerellaceae.